UCAGUUAGCAAUCCGCUACCAUAUUAUUUAUCUACAUGGUACUUAAUGAAUAACUUUUUUCUGCCGAGUAAACUAUAGUCAUUAAAUGAAAUAUAAACAAUUAAAAUAUAUCUAUUAGAACUUUAUAUACUUACAUUUUACAGAAAAUGGCGAAAUUCAUCUUUCUGCUAGCCAUUCUGGCUGUCGGAGCUGGAGUGUGGUUCAUGGUACAGACACCGGAAGCACCCAUUCCACAUUAUGAUCCAGAAGAAUGGUGGGGACCCAGUGCACUGAAAGGAAGAGUGGACAAGAUGAUAAAACCAUUUAAAGUGCAGUUUGAGGAAUCGAUGAUUAAAGAUCUGAAAAAUCGCUUGAAGAACUACCGUAAACCACCACCUCCUCUAGAAGGUGUAGCUUUUGAAUACGGCUUCAACACCAAGAAUCUCGACAGCUGGGUGAACUACUGGGCUGAUAAAUAUAAUUUCGCGCAAAGAGAAGCCUUUCUGAAUAAAUUUCCACAGUUCAAGACUAACAUCCAAGGACUGGAUAUACAUUUCAUUAGAGUGAAACCUCAGGUUACCCAAGGAGUUCAAGUGCUGCCCUUAUUGCUUGUCCAUGGUUGGCCAGGAUCAGUACGAGAGUUCUAUGAGGCGAUUCCGCUGCUCACCACACCAAGGCAAGGGUACGACUUCGUUUUUGAGGUUGUCGUGCCCAGCUUGCCAGGAUAUGGAUUCUCAGAUGCAGCUAUACGUCCAGGCCUUGCAGUACCCCAAACAGCUGUAAUUUUCAAAAAUCUCAUGUCGAGGCUUGGCCACAAGAAAUUCUACGUUCAAGGUGGAGAUUGGGGAGCUGGAGUAGUAUCUGCCUUGUCCACUAUUUACCAAGAUGACAUUCUCGGUCAUCAUACCAACAUGGCUUUUGUACAGCAUCCAAUGGCAACAAUGAAAACUUUGGUUGGAUCAGUCGUCCCAUCUCUAGUGGUGGAACCUCAUCUUGCUGAGAGAAUGUAUCCAUUAUCAUGGUUUAUCUCCUACGUACUGGAAGAGUUCGGUUACUUUCACUUGCAGGCAACUAAACCAGAUACCAUUGGUGUCGCUCUCAGCGAUUCCCCAGCAGGCUUACUAGCCUAUAUACUGGAGAAGUUUUCCACUUGGGUGAAUCACAACAACAAAUUCAAAGCAGACGGUGGUAUCGAAAUACGUUUCACGAAAGACCAGCUCAUUGACAACCUUAUGAUGUACUGGUCUUCUAACUCGAUCACCACGUCUAUGAGGUUCUAUGCAGAGAAUAUGAGCAGCAAGAUCAGAGCCCAGAACCUGGCAACGGUAAAAACUAAUGUCCCUACAUGGGCAUAUCAAGCGAGAUACGAACUAUUCUACCAGCCACCGAGUAUCCUUAAACACAAAUUUGCAAACCUUAUUAAUGUUACGGUAACAGACGACGGCGGACAUUUCCUAGCUUUCGAAAUGCCGGAAGAACUUUCAGCGGAUAUCUUCAAAGCAGUAAAAGCCUUUAAAGAAUUCCACGUGCGAAAUAAGAAGACAGAGCUGUGAUUACGAAAAGACUGUUUUUUAAUAUUAAUCGAACAAAACAAAGGCUGUUGAAAAAUACAUAUGUUAAUUUUCGGGUUUUCCAGAAGCUAUGGACUAGGAAUAAUUGUUCAAUUUUAAAAUCGAUCGCAAAUGCUUUUAACUUGACAUUUGAAAGAUAUUCAUGAAUUUGACGCUUCAACUAUU
This is a messenger RNA of Diatraea saccharalis (sugarcane borer), 1715 nucleotides long. Lineage: Eukaryota; Metazoa; Arthropoda; Insecta; Lepidoptera; Crambidae. The record is from the annotation of a GenBank genome assembly.